Messenger RNA from Closterium sp. NIES-67, 1466 nucleotides. The record is from the annotation of a GenBank genome assembly. Lineage: Eukaryota; Viridiplantae; Streptophyta; Zygnematophyceae; Desmidiales; Closteriaceae.
AGGGUACAUAUGUGAGAUAGAAAGAACAGGAACUAGGAGAUUCCAGUAACUAGAGGAGCCAUAAUAUAGGGAUUUCCGCAGGCCUCGUGCUGUUCCGUCCGAGCGUAGGAUCGAUAUCGCUUGCUAUCUCCUUCGAGCAGUUGUUUGUUUCGGAAGGAGUAGCUUCAGAAAGCGAUGGCUGGGUGUAAGGUGUUGCAUGGGCUGUUCGCCGUUGUGACCAUUCUGGCUUGCUUGGCUCUCCCUAGCCUUGCAGCUGUGCCUGCCAUUUUCAGCUCCAGCGUCAGGUUGUCAGAUCCGACGGAUGCUGUCAGCUACGAGUCAGUUGAAGGAUCCGCUCUUCCUUCCCUCUUGUUCGACCCUUCUCGCGAUGAUUCGAUCUUCUCAUCUUUCGCCGAGGAGAGGCCUGGAGUGGUCCUCGUUUUUUUGGGCAAGGAGAUUCGAACCACUGACCUUUCCUCUCCCGCUGGAUCCGUCAAGCCUCUGAAGGAGCUCCUCUCCCAGUCAGCGUCCUCCAAGGUCUUCCCCUACGUGCAGCCGCUCACCCUGGCUGACAGGACCCACGUGCUCGACUCCCUGCUCGCCUCCUUCUCCUCGCUGGCCUAUGCGGGGGAGGCUGCUGUCAGUGACUCCUGCGGGCCUGCCCCCCGUGCUGGCCUCCACCGUUUUGGAGACGAGGCCUCCCUCAAGGACCUUCUGAAUGCGCGUGCCCACGAGAGGGCGGCCAGGGAGCUGGACAUGGUGCUGUACUGCUCGGAUGCGGCUGUGGACACCAAGUCACACGAUGACGCCGUCGCUGCUGAAACUGCUGAGCUCGCCACUCUGGCGUCCCUCGUCAAGUUGAUCACCCCCAACUACGCCCUCUUCUACACCGCACUCCCUGACUCGUAUCUGGGUGCACAGCGCCGCCUGCUCGCAGCUGCUGAUGACUAUGCUGCUGCCGGUACAGGUGCUGCUGAUGCUGGCGCUGCAGGUGUCGGUGCUGCUGGCUUUGAUGCAGCUGGUGUCGGUGCCGGUGUUGGUGCCGGUGCUGGUGCUGGUGGGGAGGGCGUGGAGGGGCAGGAUGUGGCUGGGGAUGUGGUAGUCGCGAAGAACAAGUGUGGGCCGACGUGCAAGACUCGCACUGCUCUGCUUGAGGGCAUUUUUGCAGGCAUUGUGAUGCUCAUGAUUCUUGUCUCGGGACUCACGGUUCUCUCUCAGAUUGACACCCCCACGCGGUUCGAGGUUUCCCGUGAAGCAUCCUAAGGGCAUGAGUCAUCUUGAGUGCCCGCACUGUUUUUGCGAAGUUCAAAACCUCACAGUUGCAUGUCAAAUCACAUGAUAGGUGGUUUCCGACAUUGGAUGAAGAUAGCAGUAGCCUGUGUGUCUGUCCACUGUUAUUUACGGAUAGCACUUAAGUAGAACGCUUCUUUGAAUACUGUCGUACGGUCCACCUGUUUUGUGUUAAGUAAUUGAUUCAAGAAUAUUCC